This is a messenger RNA of Leptosomus discolor (cuckoo roller), 904 nucleotides long. Lineage: Eukaryota; Metazoa; Chordata; Aves; Leptosomiformes; Leptosomidae. The record is from RefSeq and is a predicted model, not a curated record.
AUGAUGUCAGAACAGGAUUUGGCAGAUGUCGUUCAGAUUGCUGUGGAAGACUUGACUCCAGAUAACCCAGUUGUGUUGGAGAAUCAUGAAGUGACAGAUGAUGAUGUAGAGCCUGCUCUGAAACGUCAGCGUAUAGAAAUUAACUGCCAGGAUCCCUCUAUUAAGUCAUUCCUGUAUUCCAUUAAUCAGACGAUAUGCCUGCGGUUGGAUAGCAUUGAGGCAAAGUUGCUGGCACUAGAGGCUACCUGUAAAUCACUGGAAGAGAAGUUGGAUCUCGUCAUGAACAAACAGCACAGCCCCAUCCAAGUCCCCAUGGUGGCAGGUUCUCCUCUUGGCGCUACGCAGACGUGCAAUAAAGUGCGAUGUGUUGUUCCUCAGACCACAGUAAUUCUGAACAACGACCGGCAGAAUUCAAUCGUAGCCAAGAUGGUUGGGCAGGAAGAGCCGUUGAGCAGAGCAGCGGAUUCUCUGGAGAACAUCCUUAGCAAUGCUGUUCCUGGACGCAGGCAGAACACCAUAGUGGUGAAAGUGCCAGGGCACGAUGACAGUCACAAUGAAGAUGGAGAGAGCGGCUCUGAGGCCAGUGACUCCGUUUCCAACAGUGGACAAUUAGGAAGCCAAAGUAUUGGGAACAAUGUCACGCUUAUUACGCUGAACUCUGAAGAGGAUUACCCCAAUGGGACGUGGCUCGGAGAUGAAAAUAAUCCUGAGAUGCGGGUCCGUUGCCCCAUCACCCCUGCUGACAUGCUGCACAUCAGCACAAACUGCCGCACGGCCGAGAAGAUGGCACUGACAUUGCUCGAUUAUCUCUUCCACCGGGAAAUUCAGGCCAUCUCCAACCUUUCGGGCCAGGGGAAGCACGGGAAGAAGCAACUUGAUCCUCUCAUGAUUUAUGGAAUUCGCU